GUAAUUGGACGUCGCCUGUCAGAAACCAGGAAGUGGGUCGCUCGCUCGCUGUUGUUUGUGUUCGUUGGUCGCUUAUCGUCUGUUUUUCUGAUUCAACAAAUCGCUUUUACGGGCCGAAAUGGCGACGUUUAUUUCAGUCCCGUUAAAGAAGUCCUCCGAGGUGGAUCUGGUGAAACCACUUUCUAAAUUUAUAACCGCUACAUACCCAGCGGGCGAGGAGCAGGGGGAGUACAUCCGAGCUGUGGAUGAGCUGAACAAGCUCCGCAAGAGUGCGCUGGGAAGGCCUCUGGACAAGCACGAGAGCUCCCUGGAGAUCCUGCUCAGAUACUAUGACCAACUGUGUGCGGUGGAGCCCAAGUUUCCCUUCUCUGAGAACCAGCUCUGCCUAACCUUCACAUGGAAGGAUGCCUUUGAUAAAGGAUCGCUGUUCGGGGGCUCGGUCAAGCUCGCUUUGGCCAGUGUGGGCUACGAGAAGACAUGCGUGUUGUUCAACGCAGCAGCCCUGGCCAGUCAGAUCGGCUCGGAGCAGAACCUGGACAACGACGAGGGCCUGAAGACUGCUGCCAAAUUCUAUCAGCUGGCUAGCGGAGCGUUCGGUCACAUCAAGGACACAGUGCUGACAGCGCUGAACAGGGAGCCCACCAUGGACAUCUCCCCCGAGACUGUGGGGACCCUGAAGCUUAUCAUGCUAGCCCAGGCCCAAGAGGUCUUCUUCCUCAAAGCCACCUCAGAUAGGAUGAAAGAUGCUGUCAUUGCAAAGCUGGCCAAUCAGGCGGCAGAUUUCUACGGCGAAGCCUGCAAGCAGUGCCAGUACAAAGACAACCUGCCCAAGUAUUUUUAUUUUCAGGAAGUGCUGUCGGUGCUGGCGGCCAAGCACACCAUCAUGCAAGCCAACGCUGAGCUGCACCAGAGCAUGGUGUCCAAGCAGAAGAAGCGCUUCGGAGAGGAGAUCGCUCGCCUGCAGCGCUCAGCGGAGUUGGUGAAGACAGUGGCGUCUGGUUACGACGAAUACGUGAGCGUCAAGGAUCUGAGUGAGAAGAUCAACCGAGCCCUCGUCGCAGCCAAGAAAGACAACGACUUCAUCUACCACGACCGCGUGCCCGAGGUCAAGGAUCUGGAACACAUCGGCAAGGCGGCGCUCGUCAAAGCCGCCACCAUCACACCUCCACUCAGCCAGAAAUUUGCAGACUUGUUUGAGAAGAUGGUCCCCAUGGUGGUGCAGCAGUCCAUGAGCAACUACACCCAGAGGAAGGCUGAGACUGUGAACAGACUGGUGGGAACCAUGAGGGAGGCCACCAAUCUCUGCAAUGGGGUGUUGGCAUCCCUAAACCUGCCGGCGGCUCUGGAGGACCUGUCGGGAGAUUCUAUCCCACAAUCCAUUGCUGAGAAGGCCCGAGCCGUCGUGCAGCUGGGAGGACUGCAGAGCAUUGAGCAGCUAAUCAGAGACCUGCCUGAGCUUCUGACCCGCAACAGAGAGAUCCUGGAUGAGGCUCUGAAGAUGCUGAACGACGAAGAGACGACAGACAGCGAGCUGAGAACCAAGUUCAACCAGCGCUGGAACAGAACCCCCUCUGGAGACCUCUACAAGCCCCUUCGCACAGAGGGAGCUAACUUCAGCAACAUCUUGGACAAGGCCGUGCAAGCGGACCAGGUGGUGAGGGACCGCUACACCGCCCACUGUGACAUGAUCGCCCUGCUGUGUAAGCCAGAGAACGAGCUCAACGCUGCCAUCCCCUCCGCCAACCCGACCAAGACCCUGCAGGGCAGCGAGGUCGUGAACGUGCUGCGCUCCCAGCUCGCCCAGCUGGAUGAGAUGAAGAAGGAGAGGGAGACCCUGGAGGGAGAGAUCAAGGCUGUGACCUUUGACAUGUCCACCAGCUUCCUGACGGCGCUCUCUCAGGAUGGGACCAUCAAUGAGGAGCAGCUGUCACUCUCCCAGCUCGACCAGUUGUACGGCGCCUACAACCAGCGGGUACAGACCACCCUCCGCUCGCAGGAAGAGCUGCUGGGACAAAUUCAGACGUCCCACCAGGAGUUCAGCAGUCUGACGCAGUCCAACACGGAAGCCAACCAGAGGGAGGAGGUCCUGAAGAAGCUGGCUUCAGCCCAUGACAGCUACGUUGAGAUCAGCAACAACCUGCGCGAAGGCACCAAGUUCUACAACGACUUGACAGAAAUCCUGCUUAAGUUCCAGAACAAAUGCAGCGACAUCGUUUUUGCUCGCAAGACAGAGCGGGAUGAACUACUUAAGGACCUGCAGCAGAGCAUCGCCCGAGAGCCCAGCGCUCCGUCCUUCAACGUUCCUGCCUAUCAGACCAACCCCGCUGCCCCUGCUGGUGGCCCAACCCCUGCUCCCAGGACCGUCUUUCAACCUCAACAACCCCAGGCGAAGCCCCAGCCUCCAGCCAGGCCUCCUCCACCGAGCGUCGUCCCUCAAGCAGCCUCCACCCCUCCCAUCAAUGCACCACCAAUGGGCCCUCCCAACAGCAACCAACCGCCUAUGGCCCCACCAUCCCAGGCCCAGGGACCACCUUACCCCAGCUACCAAGGCUAUACAGGGUGCUACCAGAUGCCUGGCUACAACCCCUAUGCUUACGGACAGUACAACAUGCCCAACAUGCCCAACAUGCCCAACAUGCCCUACAUGCCCUAUCAGCAGACUCCAGGACAGCAGGGAGGCUACCCAGCAGCCCCUCCUCCUGGACAACCCUACCCUGGCUACCCCCAGCAACCCCCUCAGCAGCAGCCCUACUACCCUCAGCAAUAACUCUUCUCUCCUUCCUCUCAUUCUUUAUCUCACCAGUUAACACCAAAUAAAAAAAAAAUACCCCCAGCAAUAACACGUCAUCUCCGUUCGCUCCCCUCUCCCGUUUAGCUCUCUCUCAAUAACAGCAGCUAUAGAAACCCUAGUGAGAGGCGACUUCAGAGCUGCUUUGCACUUCUCUCUAAAACCCUUUAUUAUGUCGACACGUUCUCAUUUUGACCCUGCCCCCUUUCUUUCUACCCUAGGUUAUGUUUUCUGGGUUCUGACUGCACUUUUCCUAACUAUUUCAAGUUUCAUCAAUGCACUAACUCCCUCUUUUGCCCGUAAGGGUUUUUUUCU
Anarrhichthys ocellatus (wolf-eel) is the source of this 3103-nucleotide messenger RNA. RefSeq names its product programmed cell death 6 interacting protein (gene pdcd6ip). NCBI's taxonomy places the organism in Eukaryota, Metazoa, Chordata, Actinopteri, Perciformes, Anarhichadidae. Bases 119 to 2767 code for a protein of 882 amino acids. Gene Ontology annotation, cellular component: endosome. The transcript has 18 exons. The record is from RefSeq and is a predicted model, not a curated record. Gene Ontology annotation, biological process: mitotic cytokinesis. Gene Ontology annotation, molecular function: protein binding.